Molecule: messenger RNA, 1875 nt
Organism: Paramecium octaurelia
Lineage: Eukaryota; Ciliophora; Oligohymenophorea; Peniculida; Parameciidae
Source: the annotation of a GenBank genome assembly
CGUUAAUGAUUAAAUUUCAAAAUCAGCCACUCAACUAUGAUGUUAAUGGAUAUCCAUAGCCUAAAUACCAAUAGAUGCCUCCAAAAUAACAAAAAUAAAUGCCUAAUUAAGGGUGUUUCCAAGAAACCUUUGGAUAAUAAUAAUAUUAUGGCAGAUAAAUGAUUCCACAAUAAUAGGACUCUAAAAACUAUCAAUAGCCUCAAUAGCACCAAUAAUAGCAAGCACAAAAUUACUAGAACUACCCUUAAAAAUAAUAAUAUCCAAAUAUGCAAUAAUAAUAAUAAUAUUAACAGUCAUAAUAAUAAUAAUAACCUCAAUAAAAAGCAGACCCAAGGUACUAGAAUGUUUAAUUCACAGCCAAAGAAUUCAAUCAAUUAUUCUACAAAUAAUAAUAAUAAUAACAAUAACAAUAAGCUCAAUAAACUAGUUAAAACAAACCAAAUGAAAACCAAGAAGAAAACAAGUACACUUAACCUUAAAAAGUAAAUGGUAAUGAAAGAUAGAUAUCAACUUACUCAUAAAACCAAUAAUAGUUACUCUAAUAAAAGUAAGUUGGGGCACCUGGGAGAAUGCAAUCAGCAGACCCUGUCUAAGCCUAAAAUAGAAAUGCAGCUCCAUUGACUAAUAUUCAGUAAAUAAUACAAUUAAUUUCUUAGAAAUUAGCAAGCAACCAAAACUAGUUAAUAUAUAAGUAAUGGAGGUAUUAAUAAGACCUAAAAUGAUUACUCUUAAAGAUAAGCAACACCAAUGAAGGAUUAAAUGAAAUUCAUGAGUAUUCAUAUUAAUUAAAGUUUAGAUCAAAAGCAGGUUCCAGAAUAAAUCAACCAACAAUUAAUGUAUUCUCCUAUGCCAAAGAGCCAAUUGCUGAAUGAAACAACGAAUUUAGCAAAACUAUAACAACAAUAAUUACAAUAAAAUAAGUCUCCUUAAAUUUAGAAAGUUGGAGGAUCUGGAAUGGGUCCUGCUAUUUCUUAACCGACUAAUGCUUAACAAAUCGUUGAAGAAUUAGCCAAGGAAAAAGAAAGACAUUCAUUGUUAACUGCCAAAUUAAAAAAAUUGGAAUAAGAAAAAAAAACUUAUAAUACUUAAUUUUUGAAUGAAAUGGAAAGCAAAAUUAAAACUCUAAUCUAACAAAAUGAUUAACUAUAAAAUCUGAAUAUGGAGUAUUUAUCAUUUAGAUAUUUUAGAUUAUUAUAGAAGGCUUAAGAUUAACCUUAAGGAGAAAUAUAAGAACUUAAUAAGUAGAUUUCAUACAACAGCCAACAAUUAGACUUCCUACAAAAGUAAAUUAAUGAGGCUCAAAAGCAAUUAUAAGAAUAAAUGAAAAAAUACAAGGAGCUUGAAUAACAAUAUUAGGAAAAGAAUUAGGCUGAAGAACAAUAAAUUCAAUAUUUAGUUACUGAUUUGGAGGAGAAAGUUCAUGGUUUGAUUUCUGAAAAUGAAAGAUUAAAUUCUUUAAUAGCAUAAUAAGAUAGUAACCCAAAAAAAGAAUAAUUGCAACAAUUAACAAAUGAAAAGAAUAAGCUUAUUUCUAUGGUAUCAUUUAAUUUAUAUAGUAGACUCAAUAAAGCCAGAAAGAAGUGUAAAAUUGGAAGAGCAAAUAUGAAUAGUUAUAGCAAAAACUCUAAUCAGCAGACAAGUUCUUAGAGCCACAAGGAGAAUAAGUUGAAGCACUUGAAGAAAAGAUUAAGUCAUUGAUAGAGGAAAAUGAUUACUUGAACACAGUAGUUUAAUAGUAAAUUGAAAGGGAGAAUCAAAUUGCAUUAUUGGAAGAAGAGUAAAUAUAUAAUUAUACCAAUUAGAAUGUAAAAUUUAGUUGAACAAAAUGACAAUCUUGAAAUGUUACUACAAAAUAGCACUAAAAAGUGAUAAAUA